Molecule: messenger RNA, 1500 nt
Organism: Dinoponera quadriceps
Lineage: Eukaryota; Metazoa; Arthropoda; Insecta; Hymenoptera; Formicidae
Gene: Nthl1
Product: endonuclease III-like protein 1
Exons: 2
Coding region: 334-1440 (368 amino acids)
Biological process (GO): base-excision repair, AP site formation; nucleotide-excision repair; base-excision repair
Cellular component (GO): nucleus
Molecular function (GO): DNA binding; 4 iron, 4 sulfur cluster binding; oxidized pyrimidine nucleobase lesion DNA N-glycosylase activity
Source: RefSeq, a predicted model, not a curated record
UUUGCUCUGAUCGAUUAAACUUCAAUUCAAUCUCAAUUCUAAUCCGCAGUCUGAUACAGGCAUAAGAAAAAAUUCGGGAUCCCAGAAAUUCUUUAUUUGACAAUCAAUGGAGAAACUCAAUCGUCUAAGGCCCAUAUCUAAUUACAAAUCGAAGAUUACAAUCAGAUUAAUUUUUGUCCCCUUGUGUCUAAUCUCGAUUCGAAUACGAAACAAGUACAGUCAAAAAGAACGGACCCAAUUUCGAACAGGCGGUAUUCAGUGUCCGAGUUGUGUGCGUGACGCAAAAUUAAUUUGACAUUUAACAUUAUAAAUGAUAUAUCUUACCCUAAUAGAAUGAGUAAGAGGUUAAAACUGGGCGCGCUUUCGGCAGCGAGAACUUUGCGUUCUGGGAAAACGGUUGCUACCAAGGAAUCUUCGGGAGAAACAUCCCCUUAUUUUGCCGGUAAAAAGUCAACGUCAACAAAGACAAGUACAAAGAAACGAGCACCGAUCAAGAUCGAAUAUGAGACAGCGGAAGAUAAGACGAGCGUUAAAAGUACGAAGGUGAUAUCAGCUGUUCAGGUAAAGAGCGAGAAUGCAGAAGAAUCGGCAGAUGCGAGAACUAUUAAGACCGAAGAACGUGAGAUAAAAUGCGAGGAAGCGAAACAAACCAAGGAUGCAAAGGAUAUCAUGGUCGAGAAAAGCGAAUCUGUAGGACAUGAGAUGGAUUCAGAGAAUGUCAAAGAUGAGAAACAAAGUCGAUGGAUACCGCCGAAUUGGGAGACUAUUUUGGAGAAUGUCAAAGAGAUGAGGAAGUAUAAUACAGCGCCAGUUGAUGAGAUGGGUUGCCACAAGUGUGUAGACCCCAGUGCUAGUCCACCAGUGUCCAGGUAUCAGUCAUUAGUGGCGUUGAUGCUGAGCAGUCAGACAAAGGAUCAAGUCACGCACGCUGCUAUGCAGCGUCUGAUUACUUAUGGUUGUAAACCAAAUUUAAUAGCACAAACCUCUGAUGAUGUUCUGGGCAAACUCAUAUAUCCAGUUGGUUUCUGGAAGCGGAAGGUAGAGUAUAUAAAGAGGACCUCAGUUAUUCUUCUAAAUAAAUAUAACGGAGAUAUUCCUAGAACUAUAAAGGAAUUGUGCGAGUUACCAGGAGUAGGCUCUAAAAUGGCUCACUUAUGCAUGCAGAUUGCAUGGGGAGAGGUAUCUGGUAUUGGUGUAGAUACACAUGUUCAUAGAAUCAGCAACAGAUUGGGAUGGGUAAGGAAACCGACAAAAAUACCUGAGGAAACGAGAAAUGAGCUGGAGGAUUGGCUCCCUAAGCAUCUAUGGAGCCAGGUAAAUCAUCUUCUCGUGGGAUUCGGCCAAGAAAUUUGUCUACCUCGAUUUCCCAAAUGCUCAGAGUGCUUCAACAAAGAUAUCUGUCCAUACGGCAAGAAAAAUGGUGGAAAAGUAAAAAAAUGAAAAGUGCAUAUGCGCAUACAAAAACACAUGUUCUCUAAAAAUAUAUUUAUUCGUAACCGA